Messenger RNA from Physeter macrocephalus (sperm whale), 2154 nucleotides. RefSeq names its product syndecan binding protein 2 (gene SDCBP2). Lineage: Eukaryota; Metazoa; Chordata; Mammalia; Artiodactyla; Physeteridae. Gene Ontology annotation, cellular component: plasma membrane; cytoplasm. The transcript has 6 exons. The coding region runs from base 533 to 1477 and encodes 314 amino acids. The record is from RefSeq and is a predicted model, not a curated record. Gene Ontology annotation, molecular function: protein binding.
CAGGCUAUCAGCCUGGGGUCCCCUGAUGGGGCCUUCUGGAUUACGCCAGGGUAGCUAAGCGAGACUUGUCUUGGAUCACGUGUUGGGGACCCCUGGGAGUUCCUGACUGGCCCCACGGCAUGCAGGUCCCCACUGCAGGGCCUGCUGGGCAGAGCAGGUGUCCAGAGGCCAAGGCAAUGGAAUUACAGCAGGCGGAGAAGACCGAGCAGCUGCAGACCGGCCUGUCUGGUGCCUGCUCUAUCCCAGUGCUUCCUCCAUCCGGGUUCGUGUAGAACCCAUGCUCUAGGAAAGCUUCCAGAAUAAACCCCGUGGCCGUGGCGUUUGGCCUACUCAGCCCCCAGAAGCCCUUUUCUCCUUCCAUCCCACAUGAGGUCCUAGUGGGUUUUGAGAAUUGGGGGCUUUUUGACUGAAAAUUUGCCUUGGCUGCCUCAGGUAGUAAACGAGUUGUGACAUUUGGUGAGUCGUGGGCCCCUUGGAGAACCUCCCUCUAGAAGCGUGGACAUCUGCAGAGGCCACAUUUACUCCAAGGGUCAUGGACACCCCCCCUCAGACCUCCAGCAUACCUAAUGCCCUGACCCCCAGCCUCAGGGAGCCCCAGGCCUCAAGGGCUCUGGGGCUCAUGGCCACAGCUGACCGGCACACCCCAUCCAUCCCCAGGCCGAGGCCAGAGCCUACCCAGGAUGCCCGCCCUGCCGGGGCAGGGAACAGACUCCCAGCCUUCAGCCACGAAGUCCAGCAGAACCUGCCUCAGAUUCCAGAAGGUGCCAGUGCAGCGGUCUCGGGCCCCUCACCGGACCAGGCGGUGGCGCCGGUGUCCGGGAACAACUUGGGCGUGCUGCCUGGGGAGGUCAAGCCCGGUGUGCGCGAGAUCCACCUGUGCAAGGACGACCGCGGCAAGACGGAGCUGCGGCUGCGGGCCAUCGAAGCCACGCCCCAGGCCCAGCUCACCAACCCUCCCUGCCAGGCCAUUCCAGCAGAACGUCACCAUGCACAAGGACAGCACAGGCCACGUCGGCUUCGUCAUCAAGAAGGGGAAGCUCAUCUCUUCGGUCAAAGGGAGUUCUGUGGCCCGCAACGGGCUCCUCAUCAACCACUACGUGUGCGAGGUGAACGGGCAGAACGUCCUUGGGCUGAAGGACAAAGAAGUCACGGAGAUUCUGGCCACAGCCGGGAACGUCACCAACCUGACCAUCAUCCCCACUGUGAUCUACGAGCACAUGGCUGUCCCCAGCCCUGCUCCACCACACCGUGGACCACUCCAUCGCUGACAUCUGAAGCCACGGGAGAGCAGCUCAGCCCUCUCACCCUCCAGCAGGAAAGGGAGAGUCCUCAGGGGACAGGCUGUGGAGGCCUGCUGCCUGGGGGCGGGGCUGUCUCGAGGCGGGCGUGUUCUGGGGGGGUGCAACAUUGGAUCACAUGGGCCUGUCAUUUAUACACACUGGCCUCCUUGGAGCCUCAGCCUCUCAACUGGGCUUAGGCAGGGGCAGGGCCCACAGGCAGUGAUUCUCUGAGGUGAUUUAAAUGCUGGGCACGUAGGCAGGCCGACUAAACGCUUCCUAAAGUUGCAGCUGGGUCCCUUUCAAACUUCUGCCUCUACCAGUAAAAACAUUUCCACGGUUUGAGAGAACAAAUACAUUUUUGGGGGAGAAUUGUUUCUUUUUCCUUUACUUGCUCUUUGUCACAAACUGUAUUUAGUUAUAACCCUUCACUGUCUUUUGAAUAAAGAUUUGAUUUUACAUAAAAUCCCUUCCUCAAAGGUAACUGAAAUUCCAGAAUCUUCUGUCUCAUGACAUGCCAGAGCUGGUUUUCUUUUAAGCAGUGGUGAGACCAAGCCCUUUGCUACGUAUUGCCCCUGAGAGCAGUGACUGGGCUUUGCCACCGUCACAUGCCGCCGGUCUGGGGCAUGGAUGACUAGAGGGGGACGGUGUGGGGCUCUGGAAGGGGGCCCUGGCUUUCGCGCACCCCCUGCUCAGCGACUGCAGCUGGCUUCCGCAUCUGCAGAACGGGCGUGAGGACCACUUCAAGGGUGCUGGAGAGGAUGGAACACGUGCACUUACAGGGCCCCGCGGGUCUGACGGUGGGGGGGCGUGGGGUGUGCCAAGUGACCCCCUGGAGGCGAGUCAGAAGCACGGCAGAGCUGAGCCAGCACGCAGC